CAUCAGCUGCCCCAAUAGCUGGGACUACAGGUGUGUGCCGCCACACUGGGACUAAUCUGUAAUUUUUCUGUUUGUCCCUAAAUUGCCCACGUUAUCUCUUUUGUAACGAAAAGGAAAGAAAACGUGAUUUACAUAUACAAGUGAGCAGUGUGAACCUUCCUGGGAGAGAAUCUCCUUGGGUGUCUGUUGUCUUGGUUUGUUUGGGUAAAAUACCAUAAGCUGGGUGGCUUAUAAAUGACAGAGAUUUGUUUCUUGCAGUUCUGGAGGGUGGAAUUCCCGGAUCGGGGCGACAGCAGAUCUGGUGUCUGGCGAGGGCUCUCUCGUUCACACACGGCGCAUUCUCACUGUGUCCUCACCUGGAGGAAGGGGCAGCCAGGACACUAAGCCCAUCUUGAGGCACCACCCCUUGAUGCCUCACAAAGGCCCCACCUCCUAAUACCCCUGUCUUGAGGGUGAGGAUGUCAGUGUGAUUUCGGGGGGACACACAUUCUGGCCGUGCAGCUGCCUGUGCGCUGUGCUGAGUUAUUUCCCCAACUGUCAGUGUCCGGCCCUGUGCUCAGCCAGCAUGGAGCUCUCAGGAAACGGGACAGAGCCGUGAAGGAACAGGCCAUGAGAGGCCCUUGGCAGUCCUUUCCCAACCCCAACUCAUGGCGUGGUGGUGACGAGGGUCAGAUAGGAGGCCCUGGGUGGAGGCAGUACUUUCCGCCUGGCUGGGGCUGCGCCUGUCUCUGUGGGGUGGGGGCCCUGCUGUGCCUUUUGGGGUCUCCUGUCCUGGCAACUUCCAUUCGUGUCCCUGUGUCUGGAUGCCAUGGGGAAAUGGGCCAGAGAGGAGUGGACAGCAGGUGGCCCAGCUCCAGCAUUCCCUGGGUGGGGUGCUUAGGCCGCCUCGGCCUGCAGUGUUUUCUACGCGGGUUCCUUCUUUGUGUUCUCUCACUUCUUGCUUUUUUAUGUGCUGAUGUCAACUGAGUUGGUUGGGGCCUCUUUCAGCGUAAAAUAAGGUGGAGCCUGAGGGUGGCUGGCCGGGGAGCAUUCUGGAAGGAUGUUUCCAUUUUCUUUCCUUCCUGGGCCACAGUGGCUGCCGCAGCCUGUGUCUUGAGGGUCCUUACUGGAGGCCUGUCUGGCCCAGGCCCUGCUGUGGUGGAAUGUCUCCUCCACUUUCCUGUGCCUGGGGGGGGGAGGGAUGAGCUCAUGGUGUUUUCAUGUCACGUGGACAGUACUAGGGGGGGUCCCAAGACCACCCGCAGGUUUGGUGACUCAGGGAGGGCUCUCAUCGUUUGCACAGUUGAGGCCAGAGCCUGUCCUGUUAGUGAGGCAGGGCAGUCCCUGUGCCCAGCUCCUCAGAUGGGGACGCAGCCCUGCAAGCUCUUCUCUUUCAGUGGGGUGUGGUGUGGCUGUGUGACCAUGUGGCUGUCCCAGCCCUGGCCAUGGCCCAGGUUCCACCUUGUUGGGGUCAGGCCAAGACAGGCUGAUAGGGAGUGUCUGGCCAGCUGAGUGGUGGCUUUCGCGCAGCACGGAGGGGGCUGGAAGUGCCGUGCUUCAGGGUCCCUGUCUGAGGCCUCCUGCAAGGCUGCCUGUCCCCACAAGCUUGCCAUCCCAGGCGCCUCCCUCUCUGCCCCUGUACUCUGUCCACUGAGGGUAGGCUCUCCUGGGGGCCCAGGGACCCACCAGCCCUGCCCUUACCAGCAGAGUGAUCACAGGACGUCACUUUCCUCUUCUGUGGGAUGGGGAUGGUAACCGUGCUGGUGACACCUGGCCUUGAAGUCUCAGGAGUAGGUGCUCGGCACAGAGCUCCGCAGGCAGGGUGCAUCAGCAGUGGGUGGUGUUCCCAGGCUAGCCCACUGGGGUGCUCCCUCAGCUCCUAGCGGCUGCCCUCAGGCCUGGGCCCACAUCCCAGCAGCCCUGUUUCCACCAAGCCCUCUGCUGUGACUGAGGAGGUGGGGACCCUUGGGGAGGACGGGCUGUGGGCCAGGCUUUCGCUGUGUGGCCUUCUGUGCAGUCUUUGCAGGCCAGGCUGGGGAGCCUUUCACAGAAGCAACCUGGGAUGGAUGUUCAGCAUUAAUGCUGGUCUGCAUGCUGUCCUGGCAAGUAGCCCCUUGUCCCCCAAACCUUGUAUGUGUGUUUUCUGGUUGCCACAUAGCAAACUAUCCCAAAUCUAGCUGAGAGCCAGGGAACCCUGCCUGUCAGCUCGUGGCUCUGUAGGUCAGGCCAGAAUGUAGUGUGGCUGGGUCCUCUGGGAGCCAGGAGUGGGCCCAGGCUGCAUUCUUAUCCAGAGCCCGACUAGGGAGGGAUCCGCUUCUCACUCAUGCGGGCUGUGGGCAGAAUGCAGUUCCCCGCUGCCAUGAGACUGAGGUCCCUGGAGCCUUCGUGGCCGUGGUCCCCUCUCAGUUCCUUGCCAUGUGGCCAUUUCAUCUUGAAACCAGACACAGCGUGUCUGCAUCUCGUGCUUCCAAUCUCUGACUCCACUCCAGAGGUGCAUAUCAGUGGUUGCCUGGGGCUGAGGUGUGUGGGGGUGGUGACACAAGUCUCAUCUUGGGGGUGAUGAAGAUGUUCUGGAAUUUGAUGUUGGUCACCACAGCUUCAAGCUUACUAAGAGCUACUGAACUGCACAGUAAAAAAUGACAUAUCUUACGGUGAAUUACAUCUCCAUUUUAAAAACCAAUGACAGUUUAAACUCCAUGCAGCCCAGGAGCUAGCAGGACGAGAGAGAGUGGCCAGUGAUGCAGUUCACCUGGGCUGGAGCUCGCACAAGCCCCAGAUGCAGCGUGCUCAGCUUCGGGGAGCCACGUUCCAUUGGGACAGACCCGGCCUCCUGCCACUGACAGAUGGUGCUGUGCUCCGAUCUCUCUCCCACAGUCAGCCCACCAAGGAUGGAGCCCGCCCGGGGCGUCGCAGAGCAGCAAGAGCACGAGAAGGCUGGGAGCCCAGAGCGUGAGCCAGCGCCGUGGCAAGUCCUCCCUGUCCUGUCGGAGCAGCAGUCGGGGGAUGUGGAGCUGGUGCUGGCCUAUGCCGCGCCUGUCCUGGACAAACGCGAGACUUCGCGCCUCCUCAAGGAGGUGUCGGCUGUUUACCCGCUUCCCGCCCAGCCUCACCUCAAGCGGGUGCGACCCAGCCGGGAUGCCAGCGGCCCCCACACACUGGAGAUGCUGCUGUGCCUGGCGGAUCCGGCCACAGGCACGCGCUCGCUGGCUGAGCUCCUCCCGUGGCCGGCUGUGGACCCCCGCGGCCUGGGGCAGCCCUUCCUGGUGCCUGUCCCUGCCCGGCCGCCUCUGACCAGGGGCCAGUUUGAGAAGGCUCGGGCCCACUGGCCCACGUCCUUCCAUGAGGACAAGCAGGUGACCAGUGCCCUGGCCGGAAGGCUCUUCUCAGCACAGGAGCGGGCCAUCAUGCAGAGCCACAUGGCGCGGGCUGUGCAGGCGGCGCAGCGGGCGGCUGUGCAGGGCCUGAGGGCCGUGGGGGCUGUGGUGGUGGACCCGGCCUCAGGCCGUGUGCUGGCCACGGGCCACGACUGCAGCCACGCGGCCAGCCCCCUGCUGCAUGCCGUCAUGGUGUGUGUGGACCUCGUGGCCCGAGGCCAGGGCCGGGGCACCUAUGACUUCAGGCCCUUCCCUGCCUGCUCCUUCACGCCAGCAGCUGCCUCGCAGGCUUUGCGGGUGGGCACUGUGCGCAAGCUGGAUGAGGAUGAGGACGAGGAUGGCCUCCCCUACGUGUGCACUGGCUACGACCUCUACGUCACCCGAGAGCCCUGUGCCAUGUGUGCCAUGGCCCUGGUGCACUCCCGCAUCCUGCGGGUCUUCUAUGGGGCGCCCUCACCCGACGGUGCCCUGGGCACCCGCUUCCGCAUCCACACGCAGCCUGACCUCAACCACCGCUUCCAGGUGUUCCGCGGCGUGCUGGAGGACCAGUGCCGCCAGCUGGACCCCGACACUUAGGCCAAUCAAUGCCUUCCUGCUUCUGGAACAUUCUCUCUGCUAGCCAUCAUCUAGGCCGCCAUGGGGCCCGUGCUCCUGUCUGUGGAUUGUAAGGACACUUGCCGCCUGCACUGUGCACAUCCUCCGGCCCUGUCCCGGAGAGUGCCUGGGCUCCUGCCUAUCUGGAAUGCGCGUUCCCUGCACUGACCAUGACGGGUCCGGCCCCUGAGCCCUCAGCUGCAGUUGUGUCUCCUUUGUGUCUUGUGUGAGCAAACAGCUCUGACCUGUGAAAAUAAACUACCAAAAACCAA
Molecule: messenger RNA, 4219 nt
Organism: Microcebus murinus (gray mouse lemur)
Lineage: Eukaryota; Metazoa; Chordata; Mammalia; Primates; Cheirogaleidae
Source: RefSeq, a predicted model, not a curated record